Molecule: messenger RNA, 1437 nt
Organism: Monascus purpureus
Lineage: Eukaryota; Fungi; Ascomycota; Eurotiomycetes; Eurotiales; Aspergillaceae
Source: the annotation of a GenBank genome assembly
GCCAACUGGCGAGCUUCUUCGACCGACCGGCCGGUCCCCCAAACCUCACGGCUGGUGGCAGAUUAAUGGGUCCUGGGCAUCCUCGGGGCUUCUAGAGAUGUGUGGGAAAGGUAUUGAGCCCCCGCCGUACCGACCCAGAUGUCGAUCGUGGGGAGAGAUAUAUAUCCAUCGCAUCUAGCCAGCCGACUCAAAUCCUUACCCUACUGGGGGGGGCUGCGCGCAUCCCCGGACACCCACCAACGACCCGCAAGGACAGUCCCGGCCUGCCCGACCCCCGCCAACUGGCGAAUUCUUACCUACCCCCCACGCCGCUGCGACGGGGCCUCCGGUGGCUGCGGCCGCUCACCAAGACCGGGCCGCCCGCCGCCACCAACUGGCCUGCUGGGGUUAAGGUCCGCAAAGUCCCUCUUACCGCGCGCCGCCUCACGGCAAGGCCGCCAUCCGGCGGCAUCCGCGUUGAUCCCUCUUCGGCCCGCGGCCGCGCCCAUCCCCGCCCCAUCGCCGCCAACUGGCAACCUCACGCCCACCACCCCCGGCCCCUGGACCCCCAGCCACGGGGAUCGCGGGGCCCGGGCGUCCCGCCGCCCGGGAGAGGGCCCACGGCGCACCCGCAUCGUGCGCCCGCCCCGGCAGCAGCAACCACGCCGCGGCUCUGCGUUGCAGUGUCCACCGGCCACCCAGCCAGCCCUGCCGCUCGAGGUCCGCGGCGCCGCCCCCCCUGCCGUGGAUGGCCUGGCGCGCCCUGCGGGUGGCGGACCACCCUUCCCACAUAUAUCUUCCGGACACCGCCAGGGUCGAAAGUGGCACAUCUAUGUUCCGGGGUCCAAACGUGUCUGGGAGGGGGAUGUUUUUGUAUGGGGUGGUCUGUGCACGGGUCAUUCCUCCAUACAAAGUGGGCCUCCGGGUCAGUCCCAAACUCCCGCACUUUCGACACUUAAUGAAAUCGAGGCCGCGGCCCGCCGCCAACUGGUGAAUAUUCUCGAGCGGGGCCCACCAGUGCGCCAACUGGCAUUGUUCGACCGUCACGACCGGCCAUCCCCCUAUCGCCUCCCCGCCAACUGGCAAACGCUUCGAGGAGCGGUCCGGUCCCCCACACGUCGCGGCCGGUCACCCGGAAAUGCCCAGACGGCAUGUGCAGUGGUGUGUUUCCUGGAUGCCCGUCCUGGGCCUGAAAGCCCGCAGCCACCUCGGUUGGCCGCCAACUGGCAUUGUUCGACCGUCACGACCGGCCAUCCCCCUAUCGCCUCCCCGCCAACUGGCAAACGUUUUGAGGAGCGGUCCGGCCCCCCACACGUCCAUGCCCAUGUUCCAAGCCCACCAGGGCGCCAACUGGCGUUGUUCGACCGUCACGACCGGCCGACCCAUCCCUGGUUCCCUGCCACGACGCCAAAGGCCCUUCUUGGCCGUCAGUGCCAACUGGCAAACUGGCAGGACUGA